Messenger RNA from Chinchilla lanigera (long-tailed chinchilla), 2091 nucleotides. RefSeq names its product hepatoma derived growth factor-like 1 (gene Hdgfl1). Gene Ontology annotation, cellular component: nucleus. The coding region runs from base 64 to 678 and encodes 204 amino acids. Gene Ontology annotation, biological process: regulation of transcription by RNA polymerase II. Lineage: Eukaryota; Metazoa; Chordata; Mammalia; Rodentia; Chinchillidae. The transcript has a single exon. Gene Ontology annotation, molecular function: transcription coregulator activity; double-stranded DNA binding. The record is from RefSeq and is a predicted model, not a curated record.
GUACCCCUCCCAGCGGCCCAGGUCUGCGCAGACUCAGUGUCGCCUUCCGGUUGCUGUGCUGCAAUGCCCGCCCACUCACCCGCCAUGUCGAGUCACAGCGGCCGCAAGUUCAGCAGCGGGGACCUAGUGUUUGCCAAAGUGAAGGGCUAUUCCCCUUGGCCUGCUAGGGUCGAGCAGAUAGCCCAACCCAACCGGUACCACGUGUUCUUCUUCGGUACUUAUGAGACGGCCAUUUUGAGCCCCAAGCGCCUCUACCCGUACGAGGAGUGCAAGGAGAGGUUCGCCAAGGCCAGCAAGCGCAGGGGCUUCAGCGUGGGGCUGUGGGAAAUUGAAAAUGAUCCCAAGGUCAAGGCCACCCAUCUGACCCCUGUGGUGGCAGCUGCGGCAGAGGAGGGGGUGGCAGGCUGCGCCAACGCCUGUGACUCCGAGCCUGAGCCUGAACCCAACCCCCACCCUGACCAGGAGCCUGAACCGACCGAGGAGCGGCAGGACAAGGCACUGCUGAAGAGAGGCAUGGAGGACCCGCUUGGGGAUGCCCCCAAACGGUCCAAGGCCUCCUCGCUGGAUGGCCCGGGGAAAGAAGAGGAAGCUGAAAAGGAAAAAGAGAAGGAUGAGGAGGUGGCAAGGGAGGAACCCAAGGAGGAGGCCGAGAAGGCCAAGGCCCCAGGUGGCCUGUAGUCACUGCCUUACAGAAAGAGCCCCACACCGUCCCUGCUGCACCCAGCUAUGGAUGUUGAAAACCUCCUCAGUCUACACUGUGGGACCCCUUCUCCCACCUCCACUCUUCCGUCCUCCACUCAUUCUCUCCCCAAGCCCGGCCCUAGGGGAUGGAGCAAACCACUUGAUGGGACACGCUACGUUAUGGGACAGACUACUUAAUGGUACAGGUUACUUAACAGGACAGACCACCUGGAAAAGGAUGAACCACCUGGAAUGGACAGGCAGCUAGAUGGGACAGGCCACACAGAAGAGACUGGUUACCUAAACGGGACAAGCCACCUGGAACAGACAGGCUAGCUGGAUGGGACAGACCACUUGGAUUGGACAAGUCACCUGGCUUUCACCUGUCUGAUCUCCAACCCUUGAUCUGAGUCAGGGCCCUUGCUGCCCACAUGAAAUGUGGCCACCGUGGCUCUUGAGAUCUAAAACUGCUUCUCAGUGGUGCUAUUAAAGUGGGACAGGCUCUUUCCACCUCCUAACACCCCCUUUCCUCUCCCCUAGGCAUCUUGCGUUUCUGCCUUGAGAUCGCUCAGGAGUAACAGGGAGGAUAAACAGCAGGGGUGACUUCCAGAACCUGAGAGGGGCAGUGGUCAAACUGCAGUGGUAAGGAAGCAGGAGGGUAACAUGUAACUGCUGCACUCCUGUUCCUUCAAAACCUGCUCAGUUUUAUAGAUUCAGGAAAAUGAAACAGCUAUUGAGAGACCUUCCCUUACUAAUCCUUAUGCCAUUCAUGGAUUCAGAGGAGUUUUCAUGAAACCGCUGGUGGCACCUGAGUAUUUUUGAGAUGUGAAGGGGUGACUUUGCUAGUGGGGGCUAUGGGUGGAUUGGGAGGAGUGAGGAAGAGCAGUCUCCAUCCGGAUACCUGAGGCCACCCAUGAGAGACCGUGGAGAAACCUUUGGCUGCCUGUUUCUAUCUCCUCACAGCCUCAAGGCCACCAUAGUUAUGUACCACCAUGAAAGGCACAGAUUUUAGGCAACCUUUUAAAUAAAAUAAAUUUUUCAAAAAAUUAAAGACUAAUCUUGGGUGUGCCUCUAUUUUGCUCCCAGCUGUCUUGUUGGUAUACCUAUGGAGGCUGCUUUUCUGGGGUUCAAUACAUUUGUUCUAGAAGUUAGGGUUUUGAUAUUCUGUGAGGUGUGAAUUUCCAACCAAAUGCUCCAACCUGGCCUCUCCAGUAUUGUCACCAGAUCCCAUAAGUAGUGUGAGAGGGCAAAUAAAUGUCUUCUCUCAACCUCUUUCUCAUGGACUCUCCAUGCCUUUUUUGAUCUCUUCUCGGUCUCACCCCUACGCUCCUCCCCUGGGCUCUGAUGAAAAUGGUUGAUUGAAACUAUUUCACUUCUACUAAAUAAAAAUCGUUGCUUGCUUUAAAACAA